AUGAAUGAAAACGAAGCGGAAAAUGAGAUAAUGCAAGAUGCUGGUGGCGUAUCUAAUGAUAUUUCCCCGUUAGCCAACACUUCUGAUCCUAAUUUUAAUGUAAGUCAAUUUUUUUUUAGAAUACUUACCUGAAAUUUAUGAUUUAAUUAUUCAAAAAAAUGUCGCCAUGAAAUUAUUCAACAUAGUACCUUUUAAGUUUUAAGUAUUUUGUCAAGCAUCUCUACUUUUUAUUGACGUAUCGUGCCAUUGUUUUCAUUUAUUACAAAAUUCCGCCCUCCAGUCUUAUCGGAGGACUGAGGUAUUAAUAUAAAAUUUCUUUGAUAUACAAGUAAAUUUUUGGACAACUGAUUGGUGAUACUAAUAGUUCAAUUUGCAUUUAUUAUGUUUGGUGUUAAAUGUUGUAGUACUCAAACAAGAUUAAUUUCUAAUUCCGCUAUGGUUUCAUUUAAAAUUGGUACAUUCCAUUUCGUUGUGCAUCCACACUUUAUUUUUCAAUGUAAUAAAUUUAUUUUUUUUUUUAAACGAUAUACCUAUCUAAUUGUUUAUAAUUAUUAUUUUGAGUAAAAUAAGUAAAUGUACGUAAAAUAACAUGUAUAUAUAUACAUAAUAUAACCCUUAUCCAGUUUACAAGAGUACGGGUCGUAUCGGUCCCUAUGCUUGGCGGCUUUGCUCAGUAUCACGGGUAUUGCUAUAAGGUACUUUUUGCAGAAGGGGUAAAACUAAAAUAAUAAUUUCCAUAAAGUAUAGUUUAUAUAUCAUUGUUUAUCACGAAAAUGUGUAUGGGAUUCUAAAGAAAAUGAAAAAUCGGGUGGUUGUUAAACAAGAUUUAUACCCUAAGGUUUAUGUAAAAAUUGGAUUAUAUAUUGGUACUAAAAUAAAUGAUUUUAUUUUUUUAGAAUAUUAAUUCAAAUAUUUUGGAAAAUAUUGACUUGAACCAAAGUUUUAAGGAUUCUACAAGAUAUUUAGAUCAGAGUCAUUUGUAUACUGAACGAGACAAUGUUAUUAUGGCCUUAAAAGUGCCAGAAUAUAAAAAAACAUUAACCGAAAAGGAUUUUACUAUCGAAUCUUUACAAACAGAUAUAAGAAAUUAUCAACAAAAUUUCUACAAUCUUAAUAAAAGGUAUCAGAGUUUAAUGGAAUGUUAAUUUAUAAAGGUUAAUUAUCUCCAGAAACAUGUUGUGUUGUAUGUGAUCUACUAGUUUUGUCUUCCUCUAAUGAUGCACUUUAAACGAUUUUGAUUUUGUUUAAUUAUUGUAAAACUGUUUCAUUACAUCUUUUAUCUACCUAACCUUCUCCACAUCCAUAUUUCCAUGACUUCCAGUUUAUUGUUUUAUAUUUGUUCAUAGUCCAUGUGGAGUCACUGUUCUCUAUUCUGUUGAUUAUGAAUGCCAAAACUGUAGAAAAAAAAAUGUUCAUGUUUUCUGGCACCAGUGAGCACUAGUGUUAACAAACACAGCACCACAACAUUACAAAUGUUUUUACUCAAAUGGGUUUUUUUUUCAAUUUGGACAUUCUUAAGUGGAGUAAAGUAUAGAGAGAAUAAAAAAAAAAAAUGCAUUAAUAAGGGAUAGCAUAAUCAUUUUUUUAAUAGUUGAUAAAAUGGAAGAAAAUGGACAAGAUUAGUAUAUUUAAAUAAAUGUUUAUUGAAGGGGAAGAAAUACUGAAAAGGAGAUAGUGAGACAUAGUUUAGAGUUUUAAAAUGAUAUGGAGUACCCCUAUAUAGUUGAUGUAGGAAACUACAUUAAGUGAAGAUUUAAACUUAGGUUAAAUUAGGUAAAAAGAGGUCUGGAAAAAAAGAAUCAGUAUAAAGAACUCUGGAUUAUAAUUUAUAAGUUAAAAUAUUAUUUAUUCACACUUUUAUGAUAAAAUAAGAAAAAAUAUUAAAUGGCUUAGUAGCAAAAUUAUAAUUAUUUAUAUUUAUUUAUUAUAAUUAUAAUUAUUACAUUGCUUUAAGCUUAAAACUUUUUAUAAUUACCUAUUGUAAACUAUUGUUUUUCUUUAUGCAUGAAUUUCACUAUAUUCCAUGUUAUCGUGGAUUUUUGUUACUCAAUUUUGUCAAUAACUCAAUAUUUAAUUUGAUUAAAGUAAGACUAGUAUGCUUUUCAAUACAAAUUUGCAAGAUAUGUCUGAACGAAUAAAUGGCCUUGGAAAUGCUGUAGAUUUUUUAAGAAUAAGGCAAAAUGAUGUAGUGGCAACUACAAAUACAUUUCAAGAAAAAAUAAUACAUAUGUCAUGUAUUAUUGACAAUACUUUAAAACAAGGUCAGGAAUGUAUUAUGUAGAAUUUUAUUAAUUUUUAUUAUUAUAUGCAAUUGAAUUAAAUAAACAUUUAAUACCUAAUUAUAAAUAACAUAUGCAUAUGAAAAGUAUGUGUUUGUAUAAUAUUUUUGUAUAUUUAUAGUGAAAAUAGAAAAAGAAAGAUUAAAACAAGACUUGGAAAAUGUGCUAUGUUCCAAUGAACUAGAAUACUUAAAAUCUGAGGUAUACUUAUCAUACUAUUACAAUUAAUAUUCAAAAAUAUGUAUAUUUUAUAGGUAAUAAACUGAGUCUAUGAGUUAAAUGCACUAAAAAUCAACAAAAAACCAAAAAAUGGUGGGGGUCUAAAAGAUUCCAUCAGCUUUAAUUUUUAAACAUUUUCUAACACUACAAAAAUUAUAAACAACAUUUUUAUUUUUAUAUAAUACAUACAAAUUUAAAAGUUAGAGCUGUUAGAAGGAGGAAUUUUAAAACCCAUUUUUAAUUUUUGAAAGUUUUAAAGCCAUUUUUGGUGGAUUUUAAGUGCUUAAAGUACUGAACCCUGCUAAUGAAAUAUAUUUAUUUUUUUAAACUGAAUUAAGUAUUACAACCUAUGAAAUAGGUAUAUUAAGUAUUAAUUAUAACUAAUUAAGGAUGGAAAGGCACUCAGUAUAUGAACAACUAAAAUUAAAAAUCAUUUGCAACGUUAAAAGAGUUUCAAUUAUUACUUAAUCCCCGUUAGUCAUAUUAGUGUUUAUUAUGCAUUAUAAUUUUCAAGUAAAACCAUGUUCUUAAGGUAUUUUUUUUUAAUAUUAUUAAAACAAAUCAAUUCUUACAACUUAGAUAUAUAUAUUUUUCUAUGUCAAAUGAAUAAUAUUAAAUAAAAUAAUAGGAAUUUAUGAAUUUUUUUUUCAAAUUUAUAUAAACUUAUAUCAAAUAUUAAAUAGAAAAAAUUAAAAAAACAUAAAAGUAUCCAUAAAGUAGAUAGCAAAAUUGGCAUAAUAUUUGAAAGUACAUUAUCUGUUUAUCAAAUAUAUUCAAAAAUGUUUAGUUAAAUUAUAGAGUGGUCUAUAUGACCGCGAUUUAAUGAACAUUAUGAUUUAAUUAAAUUUUUUGCCUAAAUAAUUUUUCCUGAUAAAUGUAUUUCAUAUAUAGAAUUUUAAUAAUCUUCAUAUUGAGUAUGAACAAUAUAAAUAAGGAAAAAAUUAUUUGAGAAAAAAAAAUGUGAGGUUGUUUCCACCCUAGCGUGAAUAAUGAUGGGUUAACAGUUAAAUAUUAUAAAUUAACAAGUAAAUAAAUAUAAUGAAUUAUAAUUUUUUCAGAAUGAAAUAUUGAACGCAAAACUGAAUGUGGCAAACAUUAAAUUAAAUGAAGAAAAAGAAUCUGUAUUCAAAAAUAAGUAAACUUAAAUUGUAUUGAAGACUAAAUAUAAUAAUAGAUCAAAAAACAAAUUUUAUUUUAAUUUCAGCCAAUAUUUUGAAAAAGUGAUAAAAUAUAAAGCAGAUAAGUAUGAUGAAAUUCUAGCUGAAAAUCAAUCUUUGAAAGAUGAGCUUGCCAAGAUAAAAAUGUCUCUGUAAUUAUUAAAUUAUCUACUAUAUUAUUAUAUUCUCAAGAAAUAGUUUAUUAUAUUAAAUUUAUGUUUAUUAGAAAUGAAAACAAAAAUCAACUCGAUUUAAAGUUAAAAACAAUUGAGGACCAAACAGAAGUAAUAAUUGAUAAUUUAAAACAAUCUGAUAUAUUAAAAAAAGAUAAUUGUACUUUAAAAGAACGUAUUCAACAUCUUGAAAAAACCAAUGAUGGUUUAAUGGAUGAUAUUAGUCAGAAUGUAGUGUAUCAAAAAACCAUUCAAGAAGAGAAGGAGAACAACUAUAAAAAUUAUGAUCAUGUUAGUAUUUUGUAUGCAAUAUUUAAUGGUAUACAAAUAUUUUUAUUUUUAUUGACAUAUUAGAAUUUUAUAAAAUAUUCUAAUUAUUAUGUUUAUCAUAACACAAAGAGACUUUAUAUUAAUUUGAUAUAUUGAAAUAUUAGUUUUUUCAGACAUUAUAAAAUCAUGCCAUGAUCUUAUCCAAAAUAAAAUUUAUUUAUUCAAAAUUUCCUUACUUAAUCGAAAAAAAAAAUCAUUGGGUAUUACCAAAUUUGUGUAGUUUAGUAUUAUUGAUAUGUGAUUAUAACUUUUUGAAAGUAAUAAUCACUUAUUUUUAAAUUAUUUUUAUUCAAACUAAUAGUACUUUUUAAAUGUCGAUACAUUAAUUAGGUACAUAAACCUACAAUUAUCUACAAUAUUAUAAUAAUAUAUUUUUAUUAUAUUUUACUAAAUAUUUGUUUUGUUUAUUUACUUUUAAGACGUUAAAAAAUUACGAAGAAAACAUUUUACAAUUAAAUAAAGAAUUAAAAUUACAAAAAGAAAAUGAAUAUACAAUUCAAAAUGAAGUUAUUAAUUUAAAACAAGAAGUUCAAAGCUCUAAUAAUAAAAUAACUAAUUUACAAGAGGAAUUAAAAGUCAAUUUAACUUUAAUACCCGAAUUACAAAACAAAAUUUAUGCAAGUAUAAAAGUGAUUUUAGUUUAAUUUUAACUUAGUUAAUAAUUUCUUUAAACUUUAAAGUUAUAUUGUAUUCCAUAUGAAUUAAAAUUGUAUGAUUUUAGAACUUAAAUAAUGAUUUAACUCUUAGUUAUAAAAAAUUGCAAGAUUGUAUUACAGAAUUUGCAAUAGAGAAAUCUAAAUUGGAAAAAGAUAAAAAUGAACUGGAAAAUCAAUUUAAAGAACAACUUUUAAAACUCAAUGAAACAACUUCUAAUUAUGUAAUUAUUAAAUAUUCAAUUAUUUACUGAUUAAUAUAUAAUACAUAUUUAUAAGAUAAUGUUUUAAUUUUUAAUUUAUUUUACAUUUUUCAACAAGUUUAAUAAUAAGCCUUAAAAUAUUUAAAAUAUAUUGUAUUCUGGUGUUAAAAAAAAGAAAUUUGAAACUAUUCGUUUGAUAGAUAUGCAUAAUGAUUCAAAUAUGAGUAUCAAAAGAUUUUGGGGUUAGCGUAGGUAGAUUCAUGAUCAUUAUACCUUUCAAAUUAUCUAUCAGAGAAUUUUGAAAAUGUUCCCUCUGAGUACCCUUUAUUUUUAAUUAAAAUUUUCUAUUUAUUUUUUUUUAGAUGGAGUAUAAAUCAAAGGCCAAGUUAUUGUAUUCAGAAAUAACAAAAAUUCAACAGCAUUAUUAUCAAUUAGAACAGAAAAUAUCUCCUGAAUGCAAAAUAAUAGAAACCAUCGAGGUAUGUUAAAAGAGAUUUUAGCUUGUUAAAUAUUGCUGUUUAUUACUUUAUUAUAUUUAGAUAAGUGACGGAGAAGAAAAUGUAAGUUAAUUUUUAAAUUAUUUGUUCAAAAAUAAUUUAAUUUUGAAUGAAUUGUUUGAAAAUAAAAUUAGAUUGAUGUAAGUAUUGAAGAAUUUGUUGAUGAAGAUGUAUCAAACAAAAAAUAUUCAAAAGUUUCCUAUAAAACGAAUCAAAGGUUUUCAAAUUAUUUGAGCAAAAGAAAUUUAUUUUCUAUGUCUGUUGGUAAUAAUACUUUGAAAAGACAGAAAACAAUUAAUAACACGGAUGUUCCUCAAGUGAGUUACAUCAAACCAUUUUAGAUUUUCUAUACAAGAAAAAAAAAAUUAACAAAUUGCAUUAUUUAUUAAAAGAAAUAUAGUAAUUUACUGUAAGAAUUAGGAUUUAUGUAAUAUUUUCAAGCAGUCAAAUGGUGAAACAAAUUAAGAGUGUUAAAAUAUCUUUCUGUAAUGUCGAAAAUUGUAUGUAUCUACUUAUACUGGGAUUAGCAAUGAUAGAAAACUUUCAAAUUUUUGUUUCCGUUUUCCCAGAACAUUUUGUUUUUAUAUAAAAUAUGGUUAUUAUUAUUAAACAUUUUUUCUUAAAAUAGAGAUCAAACAUUUCCAAAAAAAAUAAAAUAUAUCUGUUUUAAAUAAUAAUAUAAUACAUAUUUACUAUUUACCAAAUAAUAUGAAUAAAAAACAAAAUUAAAAUUGUAAAAACAAUCAUUUUUCUAUUAUAAUUUAUAAUUAAUAAUUUUGAUUUUGCUUUUAUCUUUUAUUUUUAUUUAGUAUUAAUUUUUUUUUUUUUAAUCAUUCAAUAAUUAUUCAAAACAUUUUCCUUCCUUUCUUGGAGAUUAGACUUAAAACAUAAAUCUGAUAUGCUCUUAUUUAAUUUUUAGUUAGAGAUAAAAUGUUUUAAAGCCUAAUAGACUAGAAAAACGUACAGAUCUAAUAAUAUUAUCAUGAUAAAAUAAAUUUAUUUUAUCAUGAUUAUUAUAGUAUACCAAUAGAUAAAACGUCAUAACAUCUACGUGAGAUGUUUAUGAUCGGUGGUGUGGUCAAUCAGUGGGAUCCUACUAGUUCUACUAGUGAUUAUAUGUGUGAUAACAUAAACAAAACAAAAAUUGAAAAAUGACUAACUUCUAUUUGUAUUGUGUUCAUAUAUUUACCACUCUGUAAGGCUGUACCAAAUAAAUAAUUGGCGUUAUUGGCAUCGCACAUUAGAUAUUAAUAUAAUAUUAUUUACGCAUUUUAAAUACCAUUAUUUUAAUACAAUAUUAAUUGUUUGCAUUGUUUUUCAUAAUAAAGUCUAACCGAGUUUGGAGUUGGUCUUUUGUACAAAUUGUAUAUAGUUUUUUUAUUGUUAACUAUUUUUACUUCUCAAAAGAUAAAUAGUAUUAACUGUUUAUCUCACAAUGAUUAAUAUUGUUUUGCAUGUUUGUGGUGUAAUUUUUUUGACAUCAUUAGUGGGAUAUUUACUUUAAGAAGAUGACAAUUAUGAACUUGAAAAUCUUAUCACGUUAAGAGAACUGAAAUAUCCAAUCUAACCUAACCUAAUAAAGAAUGGGUAGGCGUUAGGCCAUCCCCACAAUGCAGAGGUGUUCUUUACAUCUUCUCUAGACUUAUAAAUGGGUACCUACUUGUAAAAAUGUGGAACUUAUAAAUCUUGAAACCAGGAUUUUAUAGAUAAUAUAUUAUCUAUUAUUAUUUAUUAUUAUAAUAAAUAUAUUGUCCAUUGUCUAAAGUAGUGAGUAAUUUGUAUACUAUUAAUAUUUAAAAAAUAAUGUUUCAUUUGUCAAUAGAGCACUGAUUGUAGUAAUAAGUUGAAACAAAAUUGUACACAGAUUAUUAAUAAUAGUAUUUUGAAUCUUCAAAAUUAUAAGGAAACUGACAAUAAAUACCAAGUUAAUUCUUUUUCAAAUAUUAGAUUAAAUGUUCUUAAAAAGUCAUUAAAGGAAUCUGGAUUAAAAGAUCUUAUGCCACCUCCGGUAAACUUAUAGUUUUGAAAUUGAUGACUAGAUACUUUAUUUAAUGCUUUACAUUUUCAGAAAAAAUUGAUGACUAAAAGUAAUAUGCAAAACAUGACUGUUCUUAACCAAGCUGAGAUCAUCCAUUUAGAAGAACUUUCAACUAAACAGACAAAACCUAAAAAAUAA
Cinara cedri is the source of this 7687-nucleotide messenger RNA. The record is from the annotation of a GenBank genome assembly. NCBI's taxonomy places the organism in Eukaryota, Metazoa, Arthropoda, Insecta, Hemiptera, Aphididae.